This is a messenger RNA of Amaranthus tricolor (Joseph's coat), 1108 nucleotides long. RefSeq lists its product as uncharacterized. The coding region runs from base 361 to 807 and encodes 148 amino acids. NCBI's taxonomy places the organism in Eukaryota, Viridiplantae, Streptophyta, Magnoliopsida, Caryophyllales, Amaranthaceae. The record is from RefSeq and is a predicted model, not a curated record. The transcript has a single exon.
GACAACAACGCAGAUAAAUACACGCAGACAACAAAAGUAAUUUUAUUAUUCUAUCUUCCAUCAUUAAAAGGACUUGGGAUUUAAGGAGUGAAAACGUCUAAAUUUCUAGUAGUUUUCGAAUAUACGUGGAUAUAAAUCAAACAGCGAAAGAAUAAAUUGCUUCCGCAUUAUUGGUUAGUCUUUUAAUAUUGUCCAAUAUAAACCAAUAAAAAGUAAGGAAUAAAACUAUGGAAUUGGAAACAAUAAAAUCUUAUCUUCACCUUUCAAAUUUCACUUCACCCUCCUCAACACUCGCAUCAAUUCAUACCCAAAACCCAAAACCCAAAACCCUAAUCAACUUUUCUUCUCCCCUAUCAAAAAAUGGAACCCCAAUUCCCAAAUUCCUCUGUUUCAUCCCCUCAACAAUCCUCAAACUCCAAAUCCAAAGACUCACCCACCCAAAAACAGAAACCAAAGCUCCCAACCCCACAAGAUUUAAUCACCCAUUACGAAUCACAAGGUAUGGAUUCCCAUCAAGCCUCCAUUAAAGUCAUUGAUGAUCUUCAACACAUGCUUUUUCGGGUUGUAUCUUCCGGAAGAGGGAAAAAAGACAAAUUGAAAGCUGAAACUUCUAGAAAGCUCGAUAAUGUAAAUGCCCGUCUUGCUAUAAUUGAAAUGAAGCUUGAUUCGAAACCUGGGUACCCUGAAAGUAUUGCUAUUGGUGUUGCUUCUGCUGCUACUUUUCGUGGGUUUUCUGCUAUUUGGCCGCACAUUGCUGCUGCUGCUUCUAGUGUUUGGAACUCUGUUAGGGGCUCUACCAAUACUUAGAAUCCGAGAAAAUCGGCUUUUGUUUCAAUUGGUGUUUUUUAUACUUUUCCUGACUAAGGUUUUGUAUUCAAAUUCUCGCUGCCCCUUUCUUUUCCCGAGCCUACCCUGUACUCAAAUAAUACUUAGAAUCCAAGAAAAUCAAGGAAAUCACAAUGAAUUUAGGAGUUUUUUGGGUUUUAAUUGUGUAAUUGGAGUGUAUGGAAAUAGUUGAUGAAAAGUUUUUGUUAAUUGUAGAACAUUGAAAAAUGAGAAUCGAGAAUUAUUGAAUCUUUAAUGUUAUAUAUAAUUUUUUUGAAAAAUU